AUGCCAGUGGACACCCUUGGCAUGUGCUUCAUGGGCCUUGAGGUGCCUACGGGUGCUGAGUCCAUCAAACCGAGAUACCUGCUUCCUGUUGCACCGUCAUCCCCAGGGGACCCGCUCCUUCCCCAGCUUCAGGGCCCCUUCUCUCUCAGCAGCUGCCAGGCCUCGGUGUUUAUCCCCAUGGGUUCUUUGGAGCUGCACCUUACAAAAGCCACAGCCUUCCCCCCCGACCACCCACCUGCUCCCCUGACUCCACAGGGUGGACUGUGGGUGAUCAGUGUAUGCCGGGUGUCAGGGAGUGGGCUGACCAACUGCUUAACUUUGACGAGGAGAUGA
Molecule: messenger RNA, 333 nt
Organism: Rangifer tarandus platyrhynchus (Svalbard reindeer)
Lineage: Eukaryota; Metazoa; Chordata; Mammalia; Artiodactyla; Cervidae
Source: the annotation of a GenBank genome assembly